GCUGCUGGAGAGAAACGAAACCGAAACCGAAAGCGGGAGAGGGGCGGAAUGCCUGCGAGGCUGGGGAGCAGGGACGCGGGGCGCGGCGACGGGGAGGCUGGGGCGGCAGCCCCACCCCCUGCCCUCCCGCCCGGCGCAGAGCCCAGGUCGGGGCGCCGCGGGCAGCGGGGAGCGCGCGCGGAUCGCGCGGGAGGGCAGCCGGCCGUGGACAUGGACGUGUACCGCACCCCCGCCGCCGCGCUGGACAACCUGGUGGCCCGCAGACUGCAGCCGUCCGCCGAAUUCGUGGGGGCUGCGCGGCGCGCCCUGGGCGCCCUGGGGACCUUCCUGCGGGAGCGCGGGGGCCGCGCCGCUGCCCAGCCUUGGAGGGUGCUGAAAAUCGCCAAGGGAGGCUCCUCUGGCCGGGGCACAGCUCUGAGGGGUGGCUGUGAUUCCGAACUUGUCCUCUUCCUCAACUGCUUCAAGAGCUACGAGGACCAGGGCGUUCGCCGUGCAGAGAUCCUCAACGAGAUGCGGGUCCUGCUAGAAUCCUGGUGGCAGAAACCCAUCCCCGGUCUGAGCUUUGAGUUUCCCGAGCAGGACGCGGCCAGGGUCCUACGGUUCCGACUGGCAUCCACGGACCUCGAAAACUGGAUGGAUGUCAGCCUGGUGCCCGCCUUCGACGCUCUGGGACAGCUCAGUUCCGAUGUCAAACUCAAGCCCCAGAUCUACUCCCGCCUCCUCGACAGCGGCUGCCAGGGGGGCGAGCACGCGGCCUGCUUCGCGGAGCUGCGGAGGAACUUCGUGAACGUUCGCCCGGCCAAGCUGAAGAACCUGAUCCUGCUGGUGAAGCACUGGUUCCGCCAGGUGUGCCAGGGGGAGGUGAGGAGGGAGGAGCUGCCUCCAGCCUAUGCCCUGGAGCUGCUGACCAUCUUCGCCUGGGAGCAGGGCUGUGGGAUGGAGGCCUUCAGCCUGGCCCAAGGCCUCCGCACCGUCCUGGGCCUGAUCUGUCAGUAUCAGCACCUGUGUGUUUUCUGGACCCUCAACUACGGCUUCGAGGACCCUGCGGUCAGGUGGUUCUUGCGGUACCAGCUCGAGAGACCCAGGCCCGUGAUCCUGGACCCGGCUGACCCCACGUGGGACGUGGGGAACGGAGCAGCGUGGCACUGGGAUCUGCUGGCCCGAGAGGCAGAGUCUUGCUAUGAGCACCCGUGUUUUCUGCAGGCGGCGGGGGGCGCUGUGCAGCCCUGGGAGGGGCCCGGCCUUCCACGUCCUGGGUGCUCAGGUUUGGACCACCCCAUCCAGCGAGACUCUGCCCAGAGGGCCCCGGAGGAGAGCAGCAGUCUCGAUGCCGUGGACCCAAGUGCAGGGAGCAGGCAGCCCUCACGCCCAGCUCCCGGCCCCUCAGGGACAGCCAGCACCACCCCCUGUACUCUGGGGACAGCCUUGGAUCUGUCUCGCAUCAGCACCAAGGACCUGGACCGCUUCAUCCAGGACCACCUGAAACCGAACCCCCAGUUCCAGAAGCAGGUCAACAAGGCCAUCGAUGUCAUCUUGCAUUGCCUCUGCGAGAAGCAUUUCUACAGGGCGUCCAGAGUCAGCAAGAUGGUCCAUCCUCUGCAGGGGGGCUCAUUUGGCCGGGGCACAGACCUGAAGAGCUACGGUGAUGCCGAACUCGUCAUCUUCCUCAACUGCUUCGAGGACUACGGGGACCAAAGGGCCCGCCGCCUGGAGAUCCUUGAUGAGAUGCGGGCACAGUUGGAAUCCUGGUGGCAAGACCCAGUCCCCGGCCUGAGCCUCCGUUUUCCUGAGCAGACCAUGCCCGAGGCUUUACAGUUCCAGCUGGUGUCCCGGGCCCCAGGAAGCUGGAUGGACGUGAGCCUGCUGCCUGUCUUCGAUGCCGCGGGGCAGUUCUGUGCGGGCGCCAGACCUGAGCCCCAGAUCUACUCCAGCCUCCUCGACAGCGGCUGCCAGGGGGGCGAGCACGUGGCCUGCUUCGCAGAGCUGAGGAGGAACUUCGUGAACACUCGCCCACCCAAGCUGAAGAACCUGAUCCUGCUCGUGAAGCACUGGUAUUACCAGGUCGCAGCUCGGAACAGAGGACGGCAGCCAGCCUGUGCCUCCCUGCCCCCAGUCUAUGCCCUGGAGCUCCUGACCAUCUUCGCCUGGGAGCAGGGCUGCAGGAACGAUUCUUUCAACACGGCUGAAGGCCUCAAGACGGUCCUAGGGCUCGUCCAGCAGCACCAGCAACUUUGUGUCUACUGGACAGUCAACUACAGCUUUGAGGACCCAGCUAUCAGAACAUACCUUCUUGGCCAGCUUCAGAAACCCAGGCCCCUGCUCCUGGAUCCUGCUGACCCCACCUGGAAUGUGGGCCAGGGCAGCUGGGAGCUGUUGGCCCAGGAAGCAGCAGCUCUGGAGACACAGGCCUGCUUUAGGAAUAGACAGGGGACGUCUGUGCAGCCCUGGGAUGUGAUGCCUGCUCUCCUUUACCAAACACCAGCUGGGGACCUUGACAAGUUCAUCAGUGAGUUUCUCCAGCCCAGCCGCCAGUUCUUGGCUCAGGUGAACAAGGCCGUCAAUGCCAUCUGCUCAUUCCUGAGGGAAAACAGCUUCCGGAAUUCUCCCAUCAAAGUGCUCAAGGUGGUCAAGGGUGGCUCUUUAGCCAAAGGCACAGCUCUGCGAGGCCGCUCAGAUGCUGAUAUAGUGGUGUUCCUCAGCUGCUUCAGCCAGUUCACCGAACAAGGGAACAAGCGGGCUGAGAUCAUCUCAGAGAUCCGAGCCCAGCUGGAGGCAUGUCAGCAGGAGAUGCAGUUCGAGGUGAAGUUCAAGAUCCCCAAGUGGGAGAAUCCCCGCGUUUUGAGCUUCUCUCUGAUGUCCCAGACGAUGCUGGAUCAGAGCGUGGACUUUGACGUGCUGCCAGCCUUUAACGCCUUAGGCCAGCUGAGCUCCGGCAGGAGGCCCACGUCUCAAGUCUACGUCGACCUCAUCCACAGCUACAACAACGCAGGCGAGUACUCCACCUGUUUCACGGAGCUGCAGAGGGACUUCAUCGUCUCUCGCCCCACCAAGCUGAAGAGUCUGAUCCGAUUGGUCAAGCACUGGUACCAGCAGUGCAACAAGAUGCCCAAGGGGAAAGGCUCCCUGCCCCCCCAGCAUGGGCUAGAGCUCCUGACGGUGCAUGCCUGGGAGCAGGGCGGCCGGGACCCCCAGUUCAACAUGGCGCAAGGCUUCCGCACUGUCCUGGAGCUGGUCAGCCGGUACCGUGAGCUCUGUGUCUACUGGACCGUCAACUACGACAACCAGGACAAGACUGUCAGGGACUUCCUGAGCCAGCAGCUUCAGAAGCCCAGGCCCAUCAUCCUGGAUCCAGCUGACCCGACAGGCAACCUGGGCCACAAUGCCCGCUGGGACCUGCUGGCCGAGGAAGCUGUGGCCUGCAUGUCUGCCCUGUGCUGCAUGGGCAGGGACGGCAGCCCCAUCCAGCCAUGGCCAGCGAAGCCCAGCGGCUUUCGCAGAGAUGGCAGUCUUCGUGCCAUUUGUCAGCCACAGGCCAUUGGCAGUGGCCGCCUGGAGGCCUGGGUUCUGGAAGAUUCUAAAGAAUGGAUGCAUACCUGGGAAGACCGGGGCCGGACCCGGGAUGUGGGCUCCAGCAGCCACGGGUGUCGCUUGGGACUUGUCAGCCACCAGCUCUGCAGGAAGAUGCCUUCUGUCUCCCUCCUGGAGCACAGUCGAAAUUACGGCCAGAAGUCUGGCGACAGGGCCAUCGGAAGCGAAUUGUUCACCUCCCACUCCUUGCAGCGCAGGGAAGGAGGGAUGCCCAGUGCUGACCGCCCGCGUCCGGGUCGGCAUCCCCAGCAGAUGCGCUGUGAACUGCGAAUGUCUGUUGGGCGGCCGGCAGGAGCAGCAGGAGCGAUGGGCAUCUGGGGGUCGCAUCUGUACUCCGUGCAGCCGGAGAAGCUGGAGGAGUUGAUUCAGAACUCCCUGAGGCCCUAUGGAGAAUGUCAGAAACAGAUCGAUGACACGGUGAACGCCAUCUGUGCCUUCCUGGAGGAAACCAGGCAGCUCCCCCAAGUGAUAUGUGUGGCUAAAGGUGGCUCCUGUGGCAGGAAAACGGUGUUGAGGGGCAACUCCGAUGGUACGAUUGUCAUCUUUGUGAGUGACCUUGAGCGGUUUCAGGAUCAGAAAAAAAGCCAAGAUGAAAUCCUCAGCAAGAUCUGGCAGGGGCUGAAAACCUGUCAGCUCACAAUGAAGCUGGAGGCCAGAAUGGAGAUCCACAAGCUCCAUGGUAGACUCAUCUUCCAGCUGUCCACAAAAUGGCAGAGCAUCACUUUUGAGGUGCUCCCUGCUUACAACGCUCUGGGCUUAAGUGAGAAGCCCAGCCCCCAGAUCUACCGAGAGCUCAAAAGAGCCCUGGAUAUGACAAAAGCCCUCCCCGGCGAAUUCUCCGUCUGCUUCACAGAACUCCAGCAGAAGUUUUUUCACAACCGUCCCAGAAAACUGACAGAUUUGAUCCUCUUGGUAAAGUACUGGUACCAACAGUGCCAGGCAAAGCUGAAAGAGUCACCCCCGCUGCCCAUGUAUGCUCUGGAGUUGCUGACAGUCUACGCCUGGGAACAGGGGUGCGGAGCAGAAAACUUUGACAUCGUGGAAGGCCUCAGAACUGUCCUGGGGCUAAUCAAACAGCAGGAGCAGCUGUGCGUCUACUGGAUGGUCAACUACAACUUUGAGAAUGAGACGGUCCGGAACAUUCUGCUGAGCCAGCUCCGGUCAUCAAGGCCGGUCAUCUUGGACCCAGCCGACCCGACCAACAACGUGGGCAAAGAUAAGGCGUGCUGGCAAAUGCUGCAGCAGGAAGCUCACAUCUGGUUGUCAUGUCUCAGCCCGAACGAGCCACUUGGGCCGUCGUGGGAUGUUCUGCCAGCGCCACUGUAUGCGACACCGGGCCACCUUCUGGAUAAGUUCAUCAAGGACUUUCUCCAGCCCGACAGAAAUUUCCUGUGCCAGAUUGCGACAGCUGUUGACAUCAUCUGUAGAUUCCUUCAAAAAAAUUGCUUUCCACAUUCAGCUACAAGAGUUCAGAAAACUGUCAAGGGAGGGUCGACCGGCAAAGGCACGGCUCUGAAGACGGGCUCCGAUGCCGACCUCGUGGUGUUCCCAGACUCGCUUAAGAGCUACACCUCCCAAAAAAGUGAGAGGUGCAGUAUCAUCAAGGAAAUCCGUAAACAGCUAGAAGCCUGUCGGCAGGAGAAAAAGCUCCAAGUGAAGUUUGAGAUUUCAAAAUGGAAGGCUCCCAGGGUGCUGAGCUUCUCUCUAAAAUCCAGAGUGCUCAACGAAAGGGUUGACUUUGAUGUGCUGCCUGCAUUUAAUGCGCUAGGUCAGCUGAACUCCGGCUCUACACCCAGCCCCAAGGUCUACGCAGAGCUCAUUGACCUGUAUAAAUCCUCAGACGCCGAGGGGGGAGAAUUUUCCACCUGUUUCACGGAGCUGCAGUGCAACUUCGUGGCCUUCCGACCCAUCAAGCUGAAGGAUUUAAUUCGUCUGGUGAAGCAUUGGUACAAACAGUGUGAAAGGAAACUGAAGCAAAAGGGGUCUCUGCCCCCCAAGUACGCCUUGGAGCUGCUCACCAUCUACGCCUGGGAGCAGGGGAGCGGGGCAGAGAAUUUCGACACCGCCGAGGGAUUCCGGACGGUCCUGGAGUUGGUCACAAAAUACCAGCAGCUCUGUGUCUUCUGGACGGUCAAUUACAACUUUGAGGAUGAGACCGUGAGGAACUUCCUACUGACCCAGAUCCAGAGAACCAGGCCCGUGAUCUUGGACCCGGCUGACCCCACUGGUGACGUAGGUGGAGGGGACCGAUGGUGUUGGCAUCUUCUGGCAAAAGAAGCUACUGAAUGGCUGUCCUCUUUCUGCUUCAAAGAUGGGACUGGAUAUCCUGUACGAUCGUGGAAAGUGCCAACAGCGCAGACUCCAGGAAGUUGCGGAUGUUCUCAUUCAGAAGUCAUAGGAUCCUGGAACCCUAAUGCUAGAAGAAACUUCUAGAGGUCAUCUGGCAGCUGCUUUUCAAAGAACCAGUUCGCUGCGUAGAAUCGCAAUCCCUUGGCAAUCUCCACCACUCCGUCUCUCGCUUCUUCGGCUCCUCUUGAAAUCAAGACCACUAAGUCCUUCAUAGCGUCACCCUGCUGAACUCUUGCUCUGUAAGUGACCUGCGUUAACAAAAAUACCUGCUCUCAUCCAGCUUCGUGGGCGCCAUAUUUCUCUAAGCCACUGUGUUUCAUGGGCGCCAUAUUUCUGUCAACCGUUGUGUGUUUUCCAAGUUGCUCCUUCCUUUUCUUUCAAGCCUUAGCACGGGGAUCUCUCCGUGUUCCCAAAAGGAAGCCCUUCACCGGCCGCUCGGUUCCUAUAAUUCCAUGACCUUGCUCUCAUGCUUCUCCACAUUGCCCGCCUCUUGUCUGUUUCCCUCCACCCCUGCUGCACCUGCUGAAUUGAAGGUCUCCCCAGCCAGUAGUGAGCCAAUGUCUGUUUUAGCCCUUUAAACCCUCCAAAGGCUUGGAUUAUAACUGUUGCCUUACAUAUAUAAUAGCUUAUCGUCUUUUCCUUCUGAGCCUACAUUUCCCCCCAUCCAAGAGUGCCUUCUUGCCAAAUCUAAAGGCUUUAUGCUCUGGCUUUAGCUUCAGAGAUACUUGAAUGUCUAAGCGUUUUAACCUCAUCCAUCCGCUUAAAGUUUUAUUACCACCACAUAUACUAACUGUCAUACAAUAAGGAAUGUAUCUAGUCUUUGUCCCCAGAUCCUGGCACAGAGCUUCAGAACCCCUUGGAAUUAUCUGAUAGGAGAGUCUUUUCCAUUCAUAAGGAGCCCCUUCCAACCAUCCCUGAGUUUAUGCUAACUAGGUUUGGGCCCUUAGGUAACAGCUUCAUGGGAAGGACUGGCCAUGCCCCAGAAAUGCCAGGCAUGUGAUUAGAGGGUUGCAACCCCCAGCCGCGUCCCGCCCCCCCCAACCUCCCAAGAGGAGAGGGGGCUGGAGAUUGAGUUCAAGCACACGGCGAACGAUUUAAUUAAUCGUGGCUCUGUAAUGAAACUUCCAGUCCAGACUCUGGACAACAAGGCUUGGAAAGCUUCCUGGUUGGCGAACAUAUCAGGGUGUGGUGACGGUGCAUCCUGACUCCAUGGGGAAGGGAGUUUCUGCACUUGGGACCCUUCCAGCCCUCACUUCCUGUGGCUGUUCGUCUGUAUCCUUUAUAAUAAGUUGGUGAUUUAAGUCUGGCAUUCCCCCUGAGUCCUGUGAGUCAUUCUAGCAGGUUAUUGAACCUACAGGGGGUCAUGGGAAAGCCCUGAAUUUGUGGCCAAGUCCGACAGGAGUGCGAGUAGUCUGAGGACGCCUCUUGCAGCCUGCAUCUGAGGAGGGGGCGGUCUUGCCGGGACCUUGCCCUCUACCCCAUGGGGUCUGCACCAGCUCCAGGUAACGUCAGAGUUGGAUUGACCUGCAGGACGGUCAUGCCAGUGAGCCGGUGUUGGGAUAUACCACCAUUCUUGUCCCAGGACAAGGGCAAAGGAACGAGCGAUGACCGAGGUUGAAGAAAGAAUGACCGCUGAGUUCCCACCUACGCAGUCUACAGCUAGUUACCAGACCCUUCUAGAUGCCUGAACUUGCACUGGAGACAUAGACAGGAGACCAUAAGACCCUGCUGCAUCCUCACAGAGCUUACGACGUCACUAGAGGUACAUCACCUAAAUCCCUCAAAUAGAGAUGAAGAACCAUUGACAACCUCGGGCUAAGCGGUCGGCAUGGAGUGGAUUAAGGCCUGUAACCAUAAGGCAAGCGACUCACAGAGUCCCAAAGGAAGGAACCACCCUGGUCCUUUUCUGCCAAUGUCUUCUCAGCAUUCAGCAGACAUUUAAGUUCAUUAAGAGCAAAGAGAGCAUUCAUUCGUCACCAUCAAGAAACCGACGGUCAUGGGUCAGCACUGGGAGGAACGAGGGCACCAAGUCUUUUUUCAGAAAUUGGCAACUCACGGGGGCGCCUGGGUGGCUCAGUCGGUGAAGCGUCCGACUUCGACUCAAGUCACGAUCUCGCGGUUCGUGAGUUCGAGCCCUGCGUCAGGGGCUCUGGGAUGACGGCUCGGAGCCUGGAGCCCGCUUCGGAUUCUGUGUCUCCCUCUCUCUCUGCCCCUCCCCCGCUCGUGCUCUGUCUCUCUGUCUCUCUCUCUCUUAAAAAAUAAACAUUAAAAAUUAAAAAAAAAACAA
Acinonyx jubatus (cheetah) is the source of this 8224-nucleotide messenger RNA. RefSeq names its product 2'-5'-oligoadenylate synthase 3-like. The record is from RefSeq and is a predicted model, not a curated record. Gene Ontology annotation, molecular function: 2'-5'-oligoadenylate synthetase activity; double-stranded RNA binding. The coding region runs from base 49 to 6021 and encodes 1990 amino acids. Gene Ontology annotation, cellular component: nucleoplasm; membrane; cytosol. NCBI's taxonomy places the organism in Eukaryota, Metazoa, Chordata, Mammalia, Carnivora, Felidae. The transcript is spliced from 28 exons. Gene Ontology annotation, biological process: defense response to virus; regulation of ribonuclease activity; negative regulation of viral genome replication.